This is a messenger RNA of Phyllotreta striolata, 651 nucleotides long. The record is from the annotation of a GenBank genome assembly. NCBI's taxonomy places the organism in Eukaryota, Metazoa, Arthropoda, Insecta, Coleoptera, Chrysomelidae.
AUGUAUAUACCGUUUAACACCUUCAGGUGUAAACCAUUCGGUAUCCUUAUUAGCAAAUUCAGCACACAAAGACGAACUCAUUACGAUAUUUUAAACUUACCAAAGCACUGCACAACUAAACAAAUCAAAGAUUCCUUCAUUAAAUUAUCUAAAGAGAACCAUCCAGACGUUAAUAAAAGUAAAAAUGCUCAUAAAGCAUUUCUGGACAUUAAAGAAGCUUACAAUGUUCUGAGCAACCCAGAAACGAGAAGAGGCUACGAUUUAACAUUAACAUCCGAGAAAUCCACAAGAAGCUCGCAUAUGCGCAGAGUUUAUAGAAAUGUCAAUCCAGAUUCCUCGUUCUACGAACAUCGAAAUAAAAGCGAAGAUAAACACUUCGAAAAACAACCUUAUUACGGCAUAAAAGGACAGAAAAGGGUUUCGAAUUUGAAAAUUGUAGUAGUUUGCAUGUGGACAGCAAUUGUCGCGGUUUGCUUGCAAUUCUAUUUAAUAUCAAACUCCUUUACUCUUCAACGUGAGCUCAUACAAAGGAGAUCAGAGGAAACUGAGAAAACUUUGAGUUCGAUAAGAAAGAACGCCAUGGAAAACGGCAAUGAAGUCCAAUUGGAAAUUCUAAAAGCAAAGUUUUCCGAAACUUCACGAGAUGACUAA